GGAGAGAUUAAACUAUUUUCUUGGAAUAAUAAGGUUCAUAUUUUGUACUGCACUGUCACGCCAGCUAGAUGACUAUACCAGGAAUCUUUCGAUCCUUCUUAAAAAAAAUAUAGUAUUUGUGCUCCCUACCUUAAUGUUAACCCAUAAUUAGCUAUAUACCCUAAUUCCCCUAUUUUUUCUCCCCCCCAUCAUCACCUUCUUCCUCCCUUUCUAUGGCUAUUCAUUUUCCGACCUAAAUAAAAGAGAUACUGAUCCUUGUGUUUUUUGACUAAAGAUACUGAUCCUUGUUGGAUUAUAAUAUUACAUGAACCAUGAAAUACGUGACUUCUUUGCUAGAUUGUAUGUGCAAGUUUUUUUAAUAAAGGUUAGCCGAUUCUUAUGAUACCAUAUGUUAUGAUGUCUCCACUGGUUGCGAUGUCUCCACUGGUUGAAAUUCCCACGGAAAGAAGUUCCACAAGAUUUCAACCCUCUUAAUUUGGUUGACCUUAAGCUUCCUCACAGCAACAUUGAACGAGUUUGGGAGAAUAAUAAGGCUGCCCCAAAACUAAAAUGGGUCGACUUGAGUCACUCAAGGAAGUUGAUCACUUUGUCAGGGUUAGGAAAGGCUCCAAAUAUUCACGAACUAAAUCUUGAAGGCUGCACGGCAUUGAAAAUGUUGCAUGUGGUGGACAUGGAAAACAUGAAGUGUCUUGUUUUCUUGAACCGGAGGGGAUGCACAAGUCUUGAGUCUCUUCCACGGAUUAAUUUGAUCGCUUUGAAGAUUCUCAUAUUAAGCGACUGCUCAAACUUUAAAACCUUUCAAGUUAUUUCAUAUUAAGCGACUGCUCAAGCUUUAUACAUGGAUGGCACUGCAAUAAAAGAACUUCCUUGCGACAUACGGAACCUCCAGAGACUUGUCCUCUUGAACAUGAAACGUUGCAAGAAGUUAAAAAGGCUCCCUGACAGUCUUGUUGAGCUGAAAACCCUUGAAGAGCUCCUACUUUCUGGUUGUUCAAAGCUCAAAGAAUUCCCACAAAAUGGGAAAAACUUGAGCCGUUUAGAGAUUUUGCUUUUGGAUGAGACUGCCAUUGAAAAGAUUCCAACGAUAUUCUCAGUGCGGCGUUUAUGCUUAAGCAAGAAUAAUAAACUCACCGUACUUCCGGAUCUAAUCAAUUAUUGUCCUAAACUGCAAUGGCUUGAUCUGAAGCACUGUGAGAAUCUUACACAUGUUCCUCAGCUUCCACCAACUCUUCAGUGUUUAGAUGUACGUGGCUGCAGCUCACUGAAAACAAUUGCUAAACCACUGGUGUGUUCUAUGCCGACGGAGCAGAUCCAUUCUAAGUUCAUUUUCACUCACUGCAAGAAACUGGAACAAGCUGCAAAGGAGGAAAUUGCAGUCUAUGCUAAACAGAAGUGUCAGUUGCUAUCAAGUGCACUCAAACGAUGCAACGGGGGUUUUGCUCCUGAGAUUUUGUUUGACACUAGCUUUCCAGGAUGUGAAAUACCUUCAUGGGUUUGUCACGACGCAAUUGGAUCUCUGGUGGAGUUUGAAUUACCUCCUCACUGGAACCACAACAGGCUUUCAGGGAUAGUCCUAUGUGUUGUUGUCUCACUCAAGAACUCUCAAAAUCAUGCCAACUUGAUGGUCAAAUUCUCUUGUGAGCAAAAAUCCGGAGAGUGCAUUACUUGGAAGGUUGGUAAUUUGAUCGAACAAGACAAAGAGGUAGACAGAGUUGGGUUAGAUCAUGUCUUUAUUGGCUACACCAACUGUCUAGACUUCAUAAAACUUCUUGAAGACCAGGUUCCGCGUAAAUGUGCUACGACAAAGGCAUCCCUUGAGUUUAGCGUGACAACUGGUAUUGGUGAGGAAGCUAGGUUUGAAGUUUUGAGAUCCGGUUUCAGUUUUGUGUUUGAACCUGAAGAGAUCAAAGUUCCAGUCCCAAGAAAUGAAGAUGUCAAAGGUAAGUGUAAAACUAACGGAACUUCAAGUGCUAAUGGUUGUUUGAAGGAUCAACCAAAUGGAGAUGAAUCUCCAAAGGGCCACUUUGAGACUUGCAUUGAAAGUUACAUCACAUAUGAAGCACAUUCUUCCUAAACAACUGGUUUUGAUUUCAUUCUUUUGUAUUAGAGGCAUCUGCUUUCUAUCCAAAAUGAUCUUUCAGAUUAUCUCUGCUUUCAAACCAUUUACUCAUUGAACUCUCUGUAUUGGUAUAUUCACCUUUAACUUCUUUUUUUGUACAAUAUUCAUUUUCAACUUGUA
Molecule: messenger RNA, 2239 nt
Organism: Brassica napus (rape)
Lineage: Eukaryota; Viridiplantae; Streptophyta; Magnoliopsida; Brassicales; Brassicaceae
Product: disease resistance-like protein CSA1
Exons: 3
Coding region: 839-2074 (411 amino acids)
Source: RefSeq, a predicted model, not a curated record